AUGGAGCCCAUCGGCACCCUCCUGCUCUCCAUUCUCGUCGAGUACGUCGAGAGCACCCUGUGCUUCCUGCUGUGCUUAGUAGGCUCUGGCUUCAUAACAGCCAUCAUGUACCACAUGCUGGACUCGUUGUUCGACCUGACGCCAAUAUCUUACGCGCAAAUAACUCUUGGCUUCUUCCUUGUCGCUAUCCUGUACUUGUUCUCCAUCAUCAUGUUUCUGUGGUUCAAGCUGGACACGCUUGAGCGGCAGAUGAGCCAGCUGCAGCUGCAGCUUAAGAAGAACGAGGAGAAAAAGAAGAAGCAGGAGGAGAAGAAGGAGCGUGAUGUGCUCGGCCCGUCACUUUAG
This is a messenger RNA of Trematosphaeria pertusa, 345 nucleotides long. RefSeq lists its product as uncharacterized. NCBI's taxonomy places the organism in Eukaryota, Fungi, Ascomycota, Dothideomycetes, Pleosporales, Trematosphaeriaceae. The transcript has a single exon. The coding region runs from base 1 to 345 and encodes 114 amino acids. The record is from RefSeq and is a predicted model, not a curated record.